Apis florea (little honeybee) is the source of this 703-nucleotide messenger RNA. RefSeq lists its product as uncharacterized. Lineage: Eukaryota; Metazoa; Arthropoda; Insecta; Hymenoptera; Apidae. The record is from RefSeq and is a predicted model, not a curated record.
ACGUGCGAGGGAAAAUUUGUCGUCCGUAUCAUGGCGAGAUAAUUUCGUUUCUUCGCAAAAGAAUUUCAUUUUUCUACGAUUCCUUUCCCUUUAUCAUGUAAUUCCUCUUUUUUUUCUUUUUUUUUUCUUUUUUUUUGUAACGUAAAAUUAUGUAAAAAAAAUAAGAUUCGAAAAGAACAAUAACCAAAUUUCGAAGAGGUUGGACAUGAACGAAAUCAGAGCGUUCACUAAACAAUCUUUUGCGCCUAUUUUAAGGAAUUCCUCGCUGGUAUCGUAAUUUUUCACAAGGAUAGACGGAACGACAAAAGGCUAUGGGUACCGUUUCGAUCGAUCUUCGAUCAGUGGACACAAGUGACGGACGAGUCCAGUUGGGUGGAAGUUCUCCUGCCGCGGGAUCCUCAAACGAGGAUCCAGAGCCGGAUGAAGCGACCCCCCUCUACAGCGAAGACUGUCUUCGGGGUGCGCUGCAACCGUCCCCGCCCGAAGAUCAAAAGGGAAAUGGUGGAAGAUUUCCAGCGGAGGAUCCUCAAUCUUACGGCCAAAUAUUGAAAUUCUCUUAUCCAAAGGGGAAACGAAAUAAUAAUAAUAAUAACAACAAUGGGAAGAAGCCUUUUAAACGUAAAGUGACAUUCGCUUUGUGAGAAAUUUACGUUCCGUAUCUUUGUUUAAUAAAAAUGAGAAAAUAAAUUUCAUUUUAAUUUCG